UGUAGAGUCACUGUGGCUUGCUCAAGACUCUCUGGAACGAAGAUACAGCUCUAAGGUAAUUAUGAAGUUGAUCAUUUCUACUGAUGACCUGAUCAAUACUUCUAUUUUAGUAAGAAAUAGCACUCACUUUUCAGCUUCUGCCUCAGACAUGAUUAUUGCCCUUUCUUUGUUCAUGUCAUCUAUAGUCGGUACCAUCACCAACGGCCUCUAUCUAUGGGUGCUAAAAUUCAAGAUGAAAAAGACAGUCAAUACCCUCUGGUUUUUUCAUCUCAUUUUCUCAUAUUUUAUUUCGAUAUUGACUCUGCCAUUUUUGGGCAUCUACUAUCUUCAGGACCAUUACUGGAUCUUUGGAACAGCAUUGUGUAAGGUCUUCAAUAGCACUUUGUCUCUGGGGAUGUUCGCCUCUGUUUUCUUCCUCUCUGUCAUCAGUCUGGAUCGUUAUCUUCUCACUCUUCACCCAGUGUGGUCCCAGAAGCACCGAAACCCACGCUUUGCUUCCAACAUUAUCCUGGGAGUCUGGAUAUCUGCUACUGCCCUCAGCUCACCUUAUUUGGUUUUCAGGGAGACACAUCAUGACCAGAAUGGAAAGGUGACCUGCAGAAAUAACUAUGCUGUGUCGGCUAACUGGGAAAGUGAAGAGAUGCAAACUUUAAGGCGACGGAUUCAUGCAACCUGUUUCAUCAGCCGCUUCUUGCUGGGCUUCCUUUUACCUUUCUUCAUUAUCAUCUUUUGUUACAAAAGAGUAGCCAGUAAGAUGAAAGAGAGGAGCCUGUAUAAAUCCAGAAAGCCCUUCAAAGUCAUGAUGACUGCUAUUAUCUCUUUCUUUGUGUGUUGGAUGCCCUACCAUAUACACCAGGGCUUAACUCUCACUACGACGAACCAGUCACUCCUUUUAGACUUGAGUCUGAUAGUUACAGUGGUAACCAGUUCUUUCAACAGUGUCUUUUCUCCCACACUCUACCUAUUUAUUGGGGAGAAUUUCAAAAAGGUUUUCAAGAAGUCCAUUUUUGCUCUGUUUGAGUCAGCAUUCAGUGAUGAUUCUUCUGCAGGAAAGACGCAAAACCUAAAUUCGCAAGUGGAAAUUUAAAUUCUAGAUACUUAAACAUGGACUUGAUUUAUACCACUAGAGCUAUACCCUCUGCCUUUAUAUCCUACACUCCUUAUAUUAGAGAAACAUUAGGUGACAUUAGGUUGUACGAUAGUUAGAUCUAUGAAUAUUAAAAGAUCUCCAAGGAAACAGGAAAUAGGUCAUGUUGCAAAUGUGAGUUGAAACUUUUUAAUUGUGGUAAAAUAUAUGUAACAUAAGAUUUGCCAUUUUCACCAUCUCAUUUGUAUUAGUU
Molecule: messenger RNA, 1340 nt
Organism: Ictidomys tridecemlineatus (thirteen-lined ground squirrel)
Lineage: Eukaryota; Metazoa; Chordata; Mammalia; Rodentia; Sciuridae
Gene: Gpr33
Product: G protein-coupled receptor 33
Biological process (GO): phospholipase C-activating G protein-coupled receptor signaling pathway; complement receptor mediated signaling pathway; positive regulation of cytosolic calcium ion concentration
Cellular component (GO): plasma membrane
Molecular function (GO): complement receptor activity; G protein-coupled receptor activity
Source: RefSeq, a predicted model, not a curated record